CCCCUCACUAGUUCUGGCAUUACCGCUGACAGGGGAUUGUCUUUAAAAAGUAUUAUAGUGUCAGUUGCGAGCAAUUCGAUUUUCUUUGGCCCUCCUAAGACGACUGGCAGUGUUCUCCUAAGUGUCCUGCCACAAUUCGAUAACAAAUCUCCAACUGGGCAACGAGUUAUUGAGUUGGAUGAAUUUAUUCUUAGCCUCUCUGGAGAUAUAAUCUACUUCUCAGCGAUAUGUCGUCUCCCAGAGAGUAUGAUAAUGGAGAGGGGUCCGCAUCCCAGAAUUGUCGGCCAUCUCCGAUAACCACCUGCAUCCAGCGUUCAGGGUCUCCAGCUCCAGACGCCUCCGUCAGACAAGCUUCGAUCGCCCGGCUGGCGUCCCCAGUACCUUCGCUAUCGAGCUCAUUCCCAUCUAGACAGAUACCAAUCCCAGCCGUGCAAGUUACAGACACUGUACAAGAUCUUCGUCGAGUCGACAACCCUUCGUCUCUACCUGGUCCUGGGCAGUCAAUGAUUGCUUCUGCUCUUCAAGAUACCCUUGGUCGAUCUCCCCCACGGCUAGGAACUUCACCCAGACGUACUGCGUCUCCUGCUCUUCCCCAGAAUAUUCAGCCCAAGUCAAAUUACGGUUCGUUUGAUAACAAGCCUUGGAGAGAAGGGUCGGAAUACUCUGCGGGUCCGUACGAAGACCCUGAGGUUGUAAAAAGACAUUUGGUGCAGCCUUUUGAGGGUCGCGACACGCAAUCCUCGGGGGAUGUUGCGAGCGUUGCAGAUGACGAAUUUUCGAGCUUACAGCUUCAAGGGGGCGAUAUUACUAGACAAGUUUACCGAUGGGCCGAGGAUGCUGACGCAGGAGGUUCCGUGCGAAAACCUCUGCGAAGCAGGAGCUUUAGCCUCAACCGGCCGGUUCCAGAGGAUGAUACUAUGAACAUCAAUACCAUUCGUGUGCCUGGGGGCUUUCGGAGAGACUACUUGCGCCGAGCCGCCGGAAGCCCUCACCCAGGGGACGGCACAGGAGCACGUAUACCGUUCGCUCAACCUCAACUUCCCACAACCAGCUUCUUAGAGUUCUUAACCCUUUAUGGCCACUUCGCUGGCGAAGAGCUCGAGGAGGAUGAUGAAGUUCUUGGGCCCGACGAAUACUUCUCUUCCGACACUUGGGAUGAGGCGGAAGGCGCAGAACCAGGCGAAGAAUCUGCCCUCCUUCGCCCAGGGACGCCGGGCAGAAGAAAACGCAAGCCUCGCGGAGGAACUGGAACCAACACCAGGACUGGCGCUGCCUUACUUCUUCUCAAAUCAUUUGUGGGGACUGGAGUUUUAUUCCUACCAAGGGCGUUUUUAAAUGGAGGCAUGCUGUUCAGCAGUUUGGUACUCCUUGCAGUUUCAUUACUCAGCUAUUACUGCUUCAUUCUCCUAGUGAAUACGCGACUCAAAAUCGACGGUUCAUUCGGUGACAUUGGUGGUGCGCUCUUCGGAAAGCAUAUGCGUCGGAUUAUUCUUGGAUCGAUUGUACUAAGCCAACUGGGUUUUGUGUCCGCUUAUAUCGUAUUUACCGCCGAAAAUCUGCAAGCUUUUGUCCUUGCUGUUAGCAAGUGCAAGUCUUUCAUUGACAUCAAGUUCAUGGUCUUGAUGCAACUCGUCAUUUUCCUCCCGCUCUCGUUGAUCCGAGACAUUAGCAAACUCGGUUUCACUGCGCUCAUUGCAGAUUUAUUCAUCUUGCUUGGUCUUAUAUAUCUCUUCUACUAUGACAUUUUUACGAUAUCCGCACAAGGUGGCAUUGCGGAUAUUGUCUCAUUCAACCCGUCUACGUGGACUCUGUUUAUAGGAACUGCGAUUUUCACCUAUGAGGGAAUUGGUCUCAUCAUUCCUAUUCAGGAAUCUAUGAAACACCCCCAACAAUUCGCCGGUGUCCUGGCUGGUGUAAUGGUUAUAAUCACAAUCGUCUUCCUCUCGGCCGGUGCUCUCAGUUACGCAGCGUAUGGAUCCGCAACAAAGACUGUUGUUAUUCUCAACCUCCCGCAAGACAGCAAAUUUGUCAACGCUGUCCAAUUCCUUUACUCUUUGGCAAUUCUUUUGAGUACGCCUCUUCAGCUUUUCCCCGCUAUCCGUAUCAUGGAAAACGAACUAUUUACCCGCAGUGGGAAGUAUAACCCUCGCAUCAAAUGGCAAAAGAAUUGCUUCCGGUUCUUCCUUGUCAUGAUCUGUGCAUUCGUUGCAUGGGGUGGGGCAGAAGACCUCGACAAGUUUGUCUCGCUUAUUGGCAGCUUUGCCUGCGUUCCUCUAAUCUACGUGUACCCGCCUCUGCUGCAUUUUAAAGCCUGCGCGCGAUCCAGACGACAGAAAAUUGCAGACAUAGGACUUGCCUGCUUUGGUCUUGUCUGCUGCAUAUAUACUACCUCGUUGACACUCGAUAACUGGAUCAAUGGCGACAAUGUCAAGGCUCCAGGAUACUGUGACUCAUGAUGUGUGUACGGCAACUUGUUACAUUAGACUCUUCUUUGCCGUUGUUUGCCUUUUUUUUAGAGCCCCGGCGUAAAGAACGUGGCUCCAGCUCCUCAAUACAAUAGCCUGGGAUACAAGAACUUAGAUGAAACCCUUUUUCCCCGCUGACCUGUUUAAUAUACCACGACUUGUUUACAAUGGACAUGCUACUAGAUAGCCCCGAG
This is a messenger RNA of Aspergillus ochraceoroseus IBT 24754, 2659 nucleotides long. RefSeq names its product putative amino acid transporter. The record is from RefSeq and is a predicted model, not a curated record. Gene Ontology annotation, biological process: amino acid transmembrane transport. Gene Ontology annotation, molecular function: amino acid transmembrane transporter activity. Bases 228 to 2456 code for a protein of 742 amino acids. Lineage: Eukaryota; Fungi; Ascomycota; Eurotiomycetes; Eurotiales; Aspergillaceae. The transcript is spliced from 2 exons.